Messenger RNA from Fusarium oxysporum Fo47, 4761 nucleotides. RefSeq lists its product as uncharacterized. The record is from RefSeq and is a predicted model, not a curated record. Gene Ontology annotation, molecular function: protein binding. The coding region runs from base 1 to 4761 and encodes 1586 amino acids. The transcript has 4 exons. Lineage: Eukaryota; Fungi; Ascomycota; Sordariomycetes; Hypocreales; Nectriaceae.
AUGGAAGGGGAACCAUCACACACAACCGCUAAACUCUAUAGCAAGUACUGGGAUGAAGCUUACAAGACCUUGGAUAGUGGCAUUAAGGAUGAUUUGAGAGACUUGAGAUCCAAAUUCGACAAAGACACCAAGAAUGCUAUCGCCACCUUGAUCAAAAAAAAGCCAGACUCAAAUACUAGAUCUGUUUUAGAUCAACUUGUUGGCAUAGACUACUGUAAACUUGGCAUCGAGGCUAAGGGCGAGCUACAGCGGCUUGCCUCAACCGCAAGAAAAAGCCUCGACGAAAAGACAGCCCAAGACCUUCGCCGCAUCCAACUUGAUUGUCAGAAACGUCACAAUAUCGGGAGUUAUGGCAGUGGCGAUGACGUGAGCCAUGUGUCUUUAGACAGUCUAGUACAGAUCUGCCGAGAACGUCAAAUGCUUGCAGAAACAAAACAGUGGAAGUUUCAGUUCUUGGGAAAGGAGCAAAGCCUAACCUCACUCUGGGGUAACGUGGUGGACGGCAUCGACAAGCUCAAGCCCGUCGGAGACCUGGUAACGUCAAGUGAUAACACUGCCGGUCUCGUGUGGGGAAUUGUCAAAGUACUUCUCGAGCUUGCUGUUCUGGGUGAGAAAGGAGCUGGCUCAGUGUUGACCGGAAUGCAAACAGCUGUGAAUACCAUGCAGAGAGCCUUCAUCUUCGAGAAACAAAUCCAAGAAGUCACGCAAGGCCGAUCUCCAGACAAAUACCCGAUUAAACCAUUAGAGACAGUUCUCAUUUCUACCUACCAACGCCUCUUCAGGUUCUUCUUUACUGCAGCCACCUCUCUGAAACAAAACAAGCCGAGUUUGUGUUGGUAUGUUUUUUGGAGUGCUAGAGAUAUCUUAGAAUUCGAACAAGAUGUCAUUCAAUACGAGCAGAAGCUCUUCCAAGAUGCAGCGAUCAGUAUGAUGAUCACUCAAGGCGCCAUGGUAAAGGAGGUUCGUGAUUUACUGCAAGACUGGAAUUUACGUCUUCCGGCCAGACAAACUACUCUGGAAAACGAUUUCAAAGUCUCCCCACAGGGCGAGAUAGCCCUCAUACUGCAGGGGAUAAUGUCUCGAUUGGAAGACAAUCAACGUCUUAUGGAUGAACACUUCUUGAAGGUGGAUAGAGAUCAGAUGCUGAGCUGGUUUUCCACCACCCCGAUCGAGGACAACCACAAAUAUGCCAAGGAACGGCGAACCAAGAAUACAGCCAAGUGGAUCUUUCGAAAAGAAAAGUAUCGCAAUUGGAGCGAGGCUGAUGGUCCUUGUUUGCUUUGGCUUAAAGGAAACGCUGGAGCUGGAAAGACAGUCGUUAUGUCCAGAAUUGUUGAACAGUUGCAUGCUUCCGCUAAGGGAGACUCGACUUUUGCCAAACCUCAGGUCGCAUACUUCUACUGCAAACGAGACGAUGUCCAUAGGAGGUUCAGCGAAAACAUUUUUCUAAGCUACAUUCGUCAAUUGGCGUCUGAAUACCACCCUUUACCAGACAAGACACGACAAAUCUACCAAGAGAAGAGUCGAUCGAGUGCACUGUCGACACAAGUGUACGAUGAAGAAUAUUUAGCACUUCUCAUUGAACUCAUACCGCAAACGGCAACAACGAUCCUGAUCCUGGACGCUUUGGAUGAAUGUAUCGGAAAUGAGUCGCAAUCAUCAGCUUCGAGUAGUGAGAUGACCAAAGUGUUAGAAGUGUUCAAGAAGCUACGCGCGUCAAGACUGCCGAUCAAGAUUCUUGUGUCAAGCCGCUAUGACAGCCUUAUUCAAGACCGUUUGAGCGGCUCAGACUCGCAAGAUAUGAUUGAAAUCUCCCAAGACGACAACAGCGAGGACAUCCAAACAAUGGUCAAGGGCCGCAUCAAGGAAUACGAAAGAAAGUGCAAGAAGAGCAUCAUCACUGAGGAGUUGAAAAAACACAUUCUGGACGUAUUUGAAGAAAAGGCCCAAGGGAACUUCCAAUGGGCAUUUCUGCACAUUGACGACCUUUUGAAUGGACUGCUAGAAAACACUAUACGGGGGCCUCGCGAGCUCAGUGAAGAGCUAGGAAGAUUACCGGAAGGCUUGAUUCAAUCAUACCACAAUAUCUUCAAGCGCCUUGGCACCCUCAGAAAGCCACAGGAACAGACAGCAUAUCGGGUUCUCCAAUGGCUACUUGCCUCGAAGGGUUCUUGCGACAAGGAUGCUCUGAUUGCCGCCACCUGCCAGCGGUUGGUGGGAGAGCCUGGAGAGGCGCCCGACCAAGUAGAGGGUGGCGAGGGGUUUAUCCUAACAGCCUGCAAACCUCUAGUCGUCACCGAGGGGUCUGUCUUUCGAUUCUAUCACUUGUCAGUCCAGGAGUACUUUGAAGAACACCACCCCGACCUUGCGAAAAGCUGUCAUUUUGACGUUGCGAAGGUGUGUGUAUGGAUUUUGUUUCGAUAUGACACUCAAUCGACCGCCUUAGCACGUUGGUUGCAUCAUUAUGAUGCAGCUUCGACUCAGGAAUCGAGCAAAAUCGGUAAACUCUGGGAUUUUGCCUGCAAAAACUGGUACACUCACUUCCGGCAGAUCUCUACACCGCAGGAGAAAAACGAGAUCACGGUCAUCAUAAAUGCUGCGCAUCAUGGUAGCUUCACUGCCUGGCUCAAUGUUAGUGCAACCCGCUUGAUCAAAGGCAAAGGGAAGGACCAAUCCUUUACCAAUGUUGUUUUCAGUCCACGGCUUUGGACUGAGCAGCUGACGACCUCUCAAACGAGUUCUAUAUUACGUCCUUAUUUGGUGCUUGAGACAGCUGUGACUUGCGGGAUUCUAAUGAAGUUUUGCACAUUUAUUAAGAAGGGCAUGACGGGAGAAAUUACUUUGCAUGACUAUGAGCGCUUUCAAGCUCUCAUCCAGCGGUCAAUGGAAAGUAAAGCUGGAGACGACACGUGGCGGCCACUAAAUCUCCAAGGUAGUGACUGGCCUGCCGAGUUAAAGUCGGAUUUUCUAAAACUCGAACGAGACCCUAGCAUUGGAAAGCCGUUUUGGACACUUUGCAGGAUGCUGAAGAGUUUCGAGGGUAUGGUGUAUAACAAACUCAGCAACACCAGUUUGGAGGACACGUUGUAUAGGAAGCGCUACCGCUACGGUUUCGGGGAUAUGUUACCUGACCAUUUCUUCGAUAUCUAUUCCAUUGAUACGGCAUCUGGCAAUUUCUACUCCAACAGGGUCGAGAAUGAAAUGUAUGGCAAGCACUACGGCACCGAAAUAGUGGGCGGCAUAUUUCUUCCAGCGGACAAGCGCGGGAUUGAUUAUACCCCCGAAUGCUACGAAGAGCUCGCUCGGUUAGUGCUACUGUUCUGCGUCAACGAGGACAACGGUUUCGUGUGCGACUCUGUCAAAUAUUUAUUCGACCAUUUUCCAAACGCUAUCGAAAUUCAAUAUCGACACCUCGUGUCACCUUUGGUACUCGAUUGGGACUCUCUGCUCGUGGAUGCGGCUGGUCUAACAGGCAUGGACACAAGGUUCCUAGCUCUGCUACUCAGUCAUGGAGCGAACCUCAAUGCGGUAACGCCGAAAGGAACGCCACUCAUUGCGGCUAUCUCUUCUCAGAAGGUUGAGAAUGCCAAGUUUCUACUUGAACAAGGCGCUGACGCACGAAUAAUGUGUCGAGAAGGCAAACACGGCAAUGCCUUGAUCGCAGCGUGCUCUGUCGAGAAUCCAGAUUUUUUUAGUAUCUUACUGGAAAACCAAGUCAUUGAUGCCGAGGCCGUGGCAACCACAGGCGAAUGUGCCACGGCUUUAAUUGCAGCUUGUCGAAAUGAUCGUGCAGAACGGGUUAAAAAACUGCUGGAUCACGGGGUCGUCGUCGAGAGAAGAGUCAACAGCGGCAUGUAUCCUGAUGCCCUAUACGCUGCAGUAGAAGGCCAAUCUAUAAGAUGUGUGCGGCUCCUGUUGAAUCACGGCGCUAGAAAGACUACGAGGGCAACUCACGGGACCUGGGUAGAGAAUUGCUCGGAAAGCAUUGGCCUCGGUCCUCUGAAUACGAUCGACGACAAAAGCCGAACGAUCUCGAAGUGGUUAAUCUUGAGUUUCAUCCAGGACAACGAUCAUGAAGACCAAAGCCAGAACAACAAGGAUGCAGGUCGCAGAGAAGAUAUCAAUCAACAAAACACCAUCGAAGGAGCCGAUAAUGAAGAUAGCAGCGAUGGCAUGAGCGAUGGAAGCAGCGACGGAAGCAGCGAUGGAAGCAGCGACGGAAGCAGCGAUGGAAGCAGCGACGGAAGCAGCGAUGGUAGUAACGAUGGGAGCGAGAGAGCCGGACAAGAAUGGAAUAUUGCCCCUUCAAGUACUGACAAGGCCACGGGACAACAAGGAGACUCAGCUCAGAACCAGGAUCCUAAGGGCCCCCAUUACAGCAUAGAGGAAAAUGUCUUUCAGUUGUGCAAGAGACUGAUGCCUGAUUAUUGGCAAGAUCCUCUCGCUGUCAGGCGUGGACUCAUGCGAGCGUGUGGAUUUGCAUCGUCGAGACAUGAAAAUGCUUUGGGUAAAGGCUUUCAAGUACUUUUCGAAAAAACCACGGAAAGGGGACUGGAUAGUGUGCUUAAAGCUUGGGCAAGGUUUCUGGAUUUAGCUGAAGAGUGUCAAAAGGUGGAAGAGUUUGACAAAAUGGUUGACUUGCUUGCUGACGGAGGCGUGCCGAAGGACUUUCAACUACAACGGGUUAUGACAUUCUUUGAAAUGGAUCCUUAUUCAGAUGAGGACGGUGAAGCUUGGAGUAAUGAUGGUAGUAUAGACUAA